Salvia miltiorrhiza (redroot sage) is the source of this 1212-nucleotide messenger RNA. RefSeq names its product protein PLANT CADMIUM RESISTANCE 10-like. The transcript has 4 exons. NCBI's taxonomy places the organism in Eukaryota, Viridiplantae, Streptophyta, Magnoliopsida, Lamiales, Lamiaceae. The coding region runs from base 538 to 1101 and encodes 187 amino acids. The record is from RefSeq and is a predicted model, not a curated record.
AUUAGAAAAUUGUCGACAAUUUCUAUUUUCUCUGCAGUUCUCAGGUGCGCACUCGUUCUCAACUUCCAGUGAUUCUCAUUAUCUGAUUCAACAAUGUGUACGCAUUUUACCUUUUUUUAGUAUAUGUCUCUUUCCGGAUAACGGAUUCCCAAAUUUCAGUUCCGCUCUUGGCAAAUUUCAAAAUUUGAUCUUGAAUUCUCACUGGAAACUUCAUUUCUGGAAAGUUGCACUUAGUUUGGUAUUCGAAUUUCGGUUUAGGUGGAUGCUGUAUGCUUUCUGGAAAUUAAAGCCAUAUCCUUUUAUUUCUGCUUUUACUUUUUUUUUUACCCUUGUGAUAAUAUUGCGACUUUCUUAUUAGAUGAAAGUUUUGCAGCUGUUCGUGAUCCCGCUUGGCCGCUCCUACAUUUUUUUAUUAGCUUAUUUACGGAUGAUACUCCUUUAGAAUUCGUAAGAGAAGCUUUUGUAAAUAUCUGACUGAGAUUGCUGCUCAAGCUCUUGAACAGGACAGAGGUGUGAGUUCUCUUGUCUUCAAGUAAUAUGGUGGGCCAGAACACAUAUGUUCCACCACGUUACAUUCCCCUCGGGCAGUCAGAUGCAGAAGCAGAUGCAGUAGCUCCUCCUACAGAUGUUGAUCCUAGACCACAGCACAACAAUAACGUUCCAGGGCAGUGGUCUUCGGGAAUCUGUGCUUGUUUCGAUGAUAUGCAGAGCUGUUGUGUUGGUCUUCUUUGCCCGUGCUAUCUUUUCGGGAGAAAUGCAGAGUCUUUGGGUUCUGGAACUCUGAUAGGAUCCUGUACGAUGCAUUUUGUAUUAUGGGCUGUUGUGAAUACCAUAUGCUGUGUGAUGACUGAAGGCGUUAUGUUGGGUGCCCCGGGUUGCUUUGUUGCCUGUUAUGCGUGUGGCUACAGGAGGACUUUAAGGGAAAGCUACAAUUUGGAGGAAGCACCAUGUGGAGACUUUGUGACACAUUUCUUCUGUCAUUUAUGUGCCAUGUGUCAAGAAUACAGAGAGAUCCGCGAAAGAUCCCAAGACCUGAACUCCAACACGGUGGAAGUGGCGGCGCCUCCUGUACAAAAAAUGGAACCAGCUUCAGCAAAAUGAGGCCUUCUCCUCCCACAUACACCUUGUAUUGUUUCUAUUCGUUGUAUGAAUGCUUCUGUCUUCUCUUCAUAAUUCUACUUCUAUUUAUGAUAUGUUAAUUUAGAGUUUUCA